CCAUAUCAGAGAAGUUCACCUGCCAAGACGCGAAGUUCUCACAUCUGUUACCGGAGAGCUGGAACCUUGAAAACCUUCUCGAUGAAGUGCAAGAAAUUCUUGUCAAUUCCGGUUCUCGCGGUGUUUUUAUUGAUGGGUUUUGUGUAUUACAUAACAGUCUUCGUUUUUAUUGAGGAUUGGGUGGGAUUGCAGAGCUCAGCUGGGUCUUUGAACGCUUUGAUUUUCACUUUCAUGGCUUCUCUCUGUGUCUUCUCUUUCUUCGUGUGCGUUGUCACUGAUCCAGGUCACGUUCCUUCCUCCUAUGCCCCUGACGUUGAAGGAACUGGAGGCUCAGAUCAAGAGUCCGAUAAAAAUGGUGAACAACUCAAGCAAUGUGACAAGUGCCAUGCAUUCAAGCCUCCCAGGGCUCACCACUGCCGGGUCUGCGGAAGAUGUGUUUUAAGAAUGGACCAUCACUGUAUCUGGAUAAAUAACUGUGUUGGUUUCUGGAACUAUAAAGCGUUUUUUACACUUGUUCUAUAUGCAACUAUUGGAAGCAUCUACUCUACGGUCAUGUUAAUAAGCUGUGCAUUUCAAAUGGAUUUCACGGGAAGGCUUGCCCUCAAGGUUUUUUAUAUUUUUUGUGGGGCACCGACAGUUGCCUUGAGUUCAACACUCGCAACUCUCUUGGGCUGGCAUGUGUACCUAAUCACUCAUAACAUGACAACCAUUGAGUAUUAUGAAGGAACACGGGCGGCAUGGUUGGCUAGGAAGUCUGGGCUGAAUUAUCGACAUCCAUUUGACGUUAGUGCCUACAAAAAUAUAACAUCGGUGCUGGGUUCAAACAUGCUGAAAUGGUUCUGCCCCACGGCAGUGAGUCAUCUUAGAGAUGGAAUCAACUUUCCUACUUCGCAUGAUAGCUGAUAUAGGUGUCUUGGUUCUAUUCCCAGUCGUGUUUAUAUCCAGCAUAGGAGGAACUAUCGAUUUGUUCAUUUUGUUCUCCUUCAUGUAAAAAAGAAGCUCAAAGCAAUCGAUUGGAAUCAAUUGCACAACACCUGAAUAAGCUCGUGCACGCUCUCUGCCAGAGAAAGGUGAAUCACAAAUCUUAGGUUCUGUAAAUUAGAUUCAACGGUAUUAUGUUUUCGCUCGUGAGUGUUUCCGUUUUUUCGAUGUUUGCUUAGGAUACACGAAUCCAUGUAUGAGGUUGUACACAAACAUUUGUAACGUAAAUUAUACAUUAUACUUUUUCAGAGUUCUUGGCAACUGGUGAAAGAUCCUUCUUUAGACAAGCUAA
Molecule: messenger RNA, 1273 nt
Organism: Tripterygium wilfordii
Lineage: Eukaryota; Viridiplantae; Streptophyta; Magnoliopsida; Celastrales; Celastraceae
Product: probable protein S-acyltransferase 15
Exons: 7
Coding region: 82-903 (273 amino acids)
Molecular function (GO): palmitoyltransferase activity
Source: RefSeq, a predicted model, not a curated record